This is a messenger RNA of Racocetra persica, 1045 nucleotides long. The record is from the annotation of a GenBank genome assembly. NCBI's taxonomy places the organism in Eukaryota, Fungi, Glomeromycota, Glomeromycetes, Diversisporales, Gigasporaceae.
GCUCUACAACAACGCGAAGCACGGUUAGCGGCGCUUCGAACUUUAUCAACACCACCUCCGACCAAUAAACAAGAACGACGAAAUCGUAAAACUCUUGAUCCACGAUUAGAAUUUACUAGAGAUGUAACUCCUAAAUCCCCUUCCCCUCCCCCUGUCAUUAUGACAGAUGAAAUAAUGCCUAUUAAAACUGAAUCUUCCAAUACGAUUCAGUCAGAAGACUCUACAACGAAACGUGAGUUUUCUCCUCCUUUAUAUGAUGAUGAUAUGGAAAUUGAUGAUGUCGCUGCAGUGAAUAUUGAAGUACCUCAAGAUCAAACGAUGGACGUUCUUGAAGCUGAAAGUAAAGCUGAUGUAAAAUCUGAACAAGAACCUCAACCUUUACCGCCACCUGUUCCAACCUUUAAAUUUCAACCUUACGCACUUCCACCUCCUGAAUCAUUAUCAGAAGAACAAUGUCACUCGUUUAUUAAAAAUGUUCUUAAAAAUAUUUUGGAUAUUGAGUCAAUGUUGUCACCAGAUGCGAAAGGAAAACGAUCCGACGUUGUUCUUACAACUUUAUCCAAUGGCAAAAGGAUGUCCAAAAGUCAAAUACAUAUGAUGGCUUCAAGAUUAUUGACAAGAGGUCUUGACAUCUCUCCAGAAAAAACAAUAAAAACUUGUGACGAAUUAAGAGAAAUGAUUGUUCAAUAUAUUCUUGAAGAUUUUAAGAACAGGACGGAAUUCGCAUUAACUUGGUUUGACGAAGAAUGGUAUCAUGAUUCCAUCAUGUCAUCAAAAGACCCAUCACAUAAACCAAAUUAUGUGAUUUGGCUCAGUAGAUUUCUCGAUAGAAUCAUGCCAACUCUUGAGGAUAGACUUUUUUUCACUCAAUUCUUAUUAAAUGUUCCAGAAUUACAAGAAGAUAUCGUAGAUCGUAUAAAAAUAUUUUUGAAUGAUCCUGAUAGAAUGUCUCUUGGUUUUUAUACUCUAAGAGAAUUAAUUGAUCAACGUCCUCCUGCUCGACCAUUUUGCAUGAAAAUUUUACUAGCAUAUUGUUUACAUAAAG